Messenger RNA from Exophiala spinifera, 1248 nucleotides. RefSeq lists its product as uncharacterized. NCBI's taxonomy places the organism in Eukaryota, Fungi, Ascomycota, Eurotiomycetes, Chaetothyriales, Herpotrichiellaceae. The coding region runs from base 1 to 1248 and encodes 415 amino acids. The transcript has 3 exons. The record is from RefSeq and is a predicted model, not a curated record.
AUGGCUCAGAUAACGACGUCCGGUGCGGCUUCGGUGAAGUCACAGAUGGAAGAUGCUACCGGUGACCCAUCUCGGAAUCUCCCCGGAGUUGUUUUCGCCGUCGUCAACAAACAGGGCGAGUCCAUCUUCGAACAUGCAGCUGGGGUCGCUGGGGUCGGCACCGGAGCACCGAUGACUGUGGACCACACGUUCUGGAUCGCCAGCUGCACCAAAAUGAUCACCGGCAUUGCUUGUAUGCAGCUUGUCGAACAAGGGAAACUCUCCCUUGACGACGUUGACCUCGUUGAAAAAUUGUGCCCGGAGUUGAAAGACGUCAAAGUCAUCGAGGGCAAAAAGCUGGUCCCGAAAAGACGCGGAAUAACGCUUCGCAUGCUCCUCAAUCAUACAGCUGGUUUCGGCUACUCGUUCUUCGAUUCGAGACUGAACGACUUCUAUGGAGCUACCGGCGUCAACGAGUUUUCUGGGCUCAAGUACGACUACCUGUCACAGCCGCUCGUCAACCAUCCUGGAGAAGCGUGGGAAUAUGGCAUCAACAUCGACUGGGCCGGCAUCUGCGUGGAGCGGGCUUCGGGCCUGGCGCUGAACGACUAUUUCCAGAAACACAUUUUCCAACCCCUGGGCCUACAUAACAUCAACAUGUUCCCGACGGCGAAGAUGAAGUCGCAGCUCGCAUACAUGCACUCUCGCGAUCUGCACACUGGCGAGCUCAGACUCGCAACCGACGGUCACCUCAACCGGGCUCCGCUGGUUGCCGAAACCCAGGCCCAGAAAGACGCUAUCUUCCAACAGGGCGGCGCCGGCUGCUUCGCCCGGCCCAAAGAAUACGCGCAGAUCAUUAGCGUCCUGUUGAACGACGGUGUGCACGCGCCGACGGGGAUGAGACUGCUCCAGAAGGAAACCGUCCAGAUCAUGUUCACCAACCAGAUCCCCGAGUUCCCGAACUUUGGAAGACAGCCGAUCGUCCCGCCGAAACCCGUGUAUUCCAACGCUCUGCCCGAGCUGUACCCUGAACCGCGCGACAUUCCUCAAGGAUGGGGUCUGACGUUUUUCUUGCACCUGAGAGACGGCGUCGUCCACAGCGAAGGCACCGGGUGGUGGGCAGGCUUGCCCAAUUUGUACUGGUGGGCUGAUCGCACCCGAGGCGUGGGAGGCAUGAUUGCAACGCAGAUUCUCCCAUUUGCAGAUCCCAAGGUGCUGGGCCUCUGGGGAUCGCUGGAGGCAACCAUCAACGCAAGCCUUGCAUCAUAG